AUGAUUCGUGGUUUCGAUUUUAGUAGAUCAAUGCCAGAUACGGAGGGCAGUUCCUUGAAUCCUUCUGUUCCUUUUGUCCUGCGCGGUUCCUCAUCAGUGUUCUCGCGACGUCAGCUUGACACAUUUGGCAGCCUUCAAGCCUUAGAAGAUGCACACAUCAAGGUUACCAAGGCAACUAAAGCCGAGCGGUUAUUGGUUAAAAAAAUGGCUUGGCGUCUAGUUAAACCUGCUGUGGAAUCGCUAGCAGCUGAAAAAGAGGCGCGGGACCGACGAAAUGCGUCCAGCGAGGUUUCGAAAAAUCCUUUCAAGGUCCCAACUUUGCUUCCACCACGUGUGUCCAAAUUACGUGGUAGCGGAAGGCGCACUGCUCACCAGUUUACAGAAGUGCCUCGCCGUGACCCCUCGAAGUGGACUCAUUAUAGCCUCGCAGACGUUGAUGAAGAUGCCGGACUAGGUGCAAAUGCUAACCGUAAAAUUGCUUCUGACUUGAUGCGCGAAUUGCGACGUCAGCGUGACGAAUUGGAGGGUAAUGUGAAUGGUCCACCACCGAGCAGCGAUGCCGCACUACCAGGACGAAUUCUCUUCCGUUCGGUGUCUGGGAAGAAGCGAGCUCGUCUUGACACGUCCAAUUUAUUGUUGUCCUCUGUGCCCACUGUGAAUUCCAAGACCCUUAACGAAGAUGAAGAGGAAGAGGUGCUCUCAAGCAGCGAUAACCGCACCACUUUUGACGAACAAUCUUCCACAUCUGGCACUGUUACAUUUCGAACACGGAUGCAACGGAGACGUCAGUGUUUUGGACGGCUCUCUGCUUCCACUUUGAAAGACAGUGACGAGGAAGUUGAUAAGAGCGAAUCUGUGUCAAUUUCUUCUGUUGCUCUAGAAGGUGACAAUUCUAGCGAUAUCGCUGCUGAAGAUAGCGAUAUGGAUGAUGCCGCGAUGGAGGAUGGUCUAGAAGGUGUGUAA
This is a messenger RNA of Hydatigera taeniaeformis, 963 nucleotides long. NCBI's taxonomy places the organism in Eukaryota, Metazoa, Platyhelminthes, Cestoda, Cyclophyllidea, Taeniidae. The record is from the annotation of a GenBank genome assembly.